Messenger RNA from Linum trigynum, 729 nucleotides. The record is from the annotation of a GenBank genome assembly. Lineage: Eukaryota; Viridiplantae; Streptophyta; Magnoliopsida; Malpighiales; Linaceae.
AUGAUGGAUUCUGCUCCUAUAACAAUGGAUGAAGUGGUUGAUGGAGCUAAUGAACAAAAAACGGGAGAAACUGGAACUGAAACAGCAAUGGAUGUAGAUAUUCAGGAAACAACAGUACAACGUGAAAUCGAUGAUGAGAUCAAAAUAAUACCAAGCAAUGAAGAAACGUGGAUGAACCUUCGCUUUGACACAAAAGAUCAUGGAUUGCUGUGGUACAAAUGCUAUGCACAUGAUAAGGGAUUUUCUGUUAGAGAAACAGGAGGGGUUAAGAGAACAAACAAUAACAAACCGUGUGAAGUUGUAAGAUAUUUUGGGGGCAGAUGCAAUAAGGAAGGUUGGCAAAAAGGUAGUACAAAUAAUCCAGCAAAUGACAACCAUGUUGACCAACAACCUAGAAGCAGAAUCAGAAAAGAGGAUAGAUGGGAUUGCAAAGCAGUGAUACGCUUCCAGCUUGAAGAUAGUUCCCAAAAAUACUACAUUUCAAGCUGGUUAGAUGAGCAUAAUCACAAGAUGAUCCCACCAUCAUCAAGACAAUUCAUGAGAUCAAAUAGAACGAUGAAUGAAGUGCAAAAGUUCUUGAUUGACAUGUAUCACAAAGCUGGAAUAUCGAUACAAUCAUCAUUUCAAGCAUUAUGCUUGGCUGCCGGAGGAAGAGAAAAUGUUGGUUUCACACAAAUGGACCACAAGAAUUAUAUCCGUACUAAAAGGUGGGUUUUGCACAUUUUAUAA